AUGGCUUUACAGACGCCUCCUGGCUGUUUUUUCGUGCAAAAUCGAUUUAACGGACACGUGCUUCAAAUAGAAAGCGAGACAAGUAAUGUUUCGUUGAGACCGAAAAGCGACAAUGCAUCUGGCGAUCAACUAUGGUACAAAGAUGGUAAUUUUAUCAAAUCCAAACAUAAUAACUUAGCUUUAACUAUGAACCCAGGAAUGGCUGUGACUGGAGCGAAGUUAUAUGUAGCAUGCUGUCAGUGGAGUCCGUAUCAAAAAUGGAUUACAAAACAAAAAUGUCGAAUUGCGAAUCACAUGGAACAAUGUAAGCGAAUUUACUGUACUCUGUAGGCUGUAGCAUAUUGCCCAAAGGCUAAGUUAUUAAUAAUCUCUGUAUGAGCAAGGUUAGAUAGAUAGGUAGAGAGCUAUAGAGUAUAGAUCGAAUAGAUGAAAACUUGGUGAAAACUUGCAGGCGAAAAUUUUAAAUUCUAAGUAUUAUCUAUAUUGACAUUGAUAAUUGUCGUUAAUUGUUAAUGUUUUUAAAGUAUCUUACAAGUGUCGUACAAGUGAUUCAAGUAUUUGAAGAGUCCAUGCAUCUUCUCUGCAAGCUAAUAUCAUAAAGGUAGCGCUCUUAUCUUGAUGUAUAAUAUCUCUAUUUCCUAUACCAGCAAUCUGGCAGUGGUUCAGGUGUAUAGACUGUAUACGCAAUGGGUCACAAAGAAUGUUGUUAGAUUGGUGAGCUGACUGUGUUAAUUGAUCAUCCUUUCUUUAAAUAUCGUUUCUCUUUACUCGCCAUGCAUGUAAAAUAUGCAGUAUAUAACAGUAAAUACAAUACAAUAUUUGGAACCUCGUUAGAAAUACAAUGCAACUCAUUAUCAAUGUUAGUUCAGUCAAUUACAGUAAAAUGCGAGUCUUUUGCAUGUCACUCAUUCAACCACAUCCGCUAGGAAAGGAAAAAUUGCUAGUGUGAAGCCAUUCUCGUCCCCAGAGCCAUUUUCACCCGGUCACUUGUUGACUAAAAUUAGGCUCUGGUAAUCGCUCCGGGUUAGACGACCAAAGGGAGAGAUAUGAUUGGCAGGGACGUCGCUACAGGGGUGUGUGUGGUGUUAGGGUGUAACACCCCCCAAUAAUUCAAAACGUUGGUCAAAGUUGGUCAAAAUGGAACUAAUAUUCGCUUAAAAUUGAAGGUCAAAGUUGGUAAAAUUUGGUCAAAGUUUGAGAUAAAAAUGGUCGAAGUUAUGAAAUCGUUCGCAAUUUUAACAAUUUCUAAGCUUGGUUAUGUUUGCGCUGAAACAAUUGCAAGCCUUGCUUAUUUUGGUCGAAAAUAUUUGAAACUUUGCUUAUGUUAGUACGGAAAAUUUUUUGAACCCCCCCGUCGACAACAUUUUCGGGAAACAUUUCUACUACUUGGUCAAAAUUCUAGGAACCCCCCCCCCCAAAUGUUGAUGUCUUUACGACGUCCCUGAUGAUUGGCUUCUCAGGGAACUGCUAUUUCGCAGAAGUUGAGCAGUUUUCGCUAGGCAAAAUUAUUCUAUCAACAAAACAUGUCAACACAAAUACUUCGUUUCUUCGUAAUAUUUCUCUGAAAAUUGUUACGGGUGCUAAAGAGUCCAAAUUCAAGGGUAUGCGCUUUAGAGACUACUGCAAGUUUUUUGCACUUCCGCAACCUCGUGCCCAGGGCUUCUGAUAAAGGUCGCGCUCCGUCGAGAGGCCCUGGGAACGAGGAUGGUGUGAAGCAGGCUUAAGCAGGCUUUAGAUUGAACGAUUGUUCAUGUACGAGAUUGUAUUCACUGAUCUCAAAACUCGGAUAGUUAGAACAUCCUUUUGAUUUUGAAGAAUGAAAAUUUUUUUCCAAAAACCUACAAUCUUUUUGGCGUUCCAACUUUGUUUUAGCUUAUUUUGUAGUUUAAACUUUAAACAUUUAGCAACCUUUUUAAAAAUGUAUCUGGCGGGUGAGAAACACAAAAAUAAAUGAAAUAUUGUCAAUUUAAAUACAAUUAUCAUUGAUGCCAUAUUUAUACAGCAAUAUAAGAAAACUUACUGAACUUCAGACUUCAUUUUCUCUUUGGCGUACCAUUUAAAAUGUUUUCAUUUUAGCCGCAUAAUUUUUCAGAUAUUACACAGCUUACUAUACAUUUUUAAAGUUUUAAGCCCCACACUUCAAUACCAUAAUAGAAAAGCGACAUGAAUAUAACAUAUCAAAUAAUUUACACAGGCAAAGUCAUUUGCUUGAUGACUAAGCUAAAUUUAAAUACCUAACAAAAAUGUCUUCCCAUUAUGAAAAUUUAGGUUACAAAAUCAGGUUCGUUGAAUUCAAAAAGAUAGCCAAAUCCAGUCCUACAAUCCUGGCAAAAAUUAUUGUGGACAAUAAUACCUGCCUUGCCCAAUACAUAGGUGCAAAACAGCAAUUUUUAACACCCCCCUUCAAUGUUGAAAGCUUAUAAAUUGUCACUGUUAGGUGAAAGCUUUUUGAAAUCGUCGACCCAAUAUAUUCCUGUUUGUAUUCUUAUAGGUUUAGUAUUACAGACAGACGAUAGUUCUAACGUUAGAGUCAAGCUAGAACAUUGGAAUGACGACCCAAAACAACUUUGGGACUUUGUGCCGGUGGGAAAAAAGACCACUAGUGAAGAAAGAAUCAGUCUUCUGUCAACAACCACAGAAAUAUGA
This is a messenger RNA of Paramuricea clavata, 2646 nucleotides long. The record is from the annotation of a GenBank genome assembly. Lineage: Eukaryota; Metazoa; Cnidaria; Anthozoa; Malacalcyonacea; Plexauridae.